Phascolarctos cinereus (koala) is the source of this 6174-nucleotide messenger RNA. It is a transcript of the gene CBX2, whose product is annotated as chromobox 2. NCBI's taxonomy places the organism in Eukaryota, Metazoa, Chordata, Mammalia, Diprotodontia, Phascolarctidae. The record is from RefSeq and is a predicted model, not a curated record. Gene Ontology annotation, biological process: negative regulation of transcription by RNA polymerase II. Gene Ontology annotation, cellular component: PRC1 complex; heterochromatin.
GCGCGCCCAGGACUGGGGAGGAGAGAGAAGAGGGGAAGGGGUGAACACGAGGGGCGGGGAACGCGGCGGAGCCGCAGAGAGCGCGCGGUAGGCGCGCGCGCGCGCGGCCCCCGGGCUCCCCUUUUUGUGUGUCCUCGCUCCCGGCGGCGGCGGCGGCGGCGGCGGCUGCGGCGGGAUGGAGGAGCUAAGCAGCGUCGGGGAGCAGGUCUUCGCCGCCGAGUGCAUCCUGAGCAAGCGGCUCCGUAAGGGGAAGCUGGAGUACCUGGUGAAGUGGCGAGGAUGGUCCUCCAAACACAACAGCUGGGAGCCAGAGGAAAAUAUCCUUGAUCCAAGACUGCUCCUAGCCUUCCAGAAGAAGGAGCAUGAUAAGGAGGUGCAGAACCGGAAGAGAGGCAAGCGUCCGAGGGGCAGACCAAGGAAGCAUGUGGUGGUGUCAGCUUGUAGCAGGCGCUCCAAGAUCAAGGAACCAGAUAUGCCAUCAAAAUCCAAAUCCAGCAGUUCUUCUUCUUCCUCUACCUCUUCUUCCUCCUCUGAUGAAGAUGAUGAUAGUGACUUGGAGGCUAAAAGAGGUCCCCGGGGCCGAGAGACCCAUCCAGUACCUCAGAAAAAAGCUCAGAUCUUGGUGGCCAAACCUGAGGUGAAGGAUCCCAUCAGAAAAAAGAGGGGUCGAAAGCCUCUUCCCCCAGAACAAAAGGCAGCCAGGAGACCUGUGAGUCUGCCAAAAGGGCUAAAAACUACCCGAAAGGAUUUGGGACCAUCAAGCAAACUGCCAUCCUCACUUACUGCCCCUGUGACAAGCCUCGCUGCCCUCAAAGCCCAUGCCAAGGAGACAUCUGGUGGCCCCAGUGGCUCAUCUGCCACUGAAAACUAUACUAGCCUGAUGAAGGGCAUGACUGACAGCCCCAACCAAGGAAGUAUCAGCUGGCAGAGCUCCAUCAUGCACUACAUGAAUAGAAUGACACAGAGCCAAGCUGAGGCACCCAACAGAUUGGCACUGAAAGCCCAGGCCUCUAAUAAGUGUGGCUUGGGACUGGACCUGAAAGUAAGAAACCAGAAGGGGGAGCUAGGACUCAACAUGCCAGGAGCCAGAGCUGUUACAGCCCCUAGCUCUGGGAGUGCUGAACAGAAGUCGGGUAGGACCCCAAGCCUACACAAUGGAGGCAAAGUAGGACUGACCUCCAUUGGCACUCAACCAGCUUCAAACCAAGAGCUGAACCUCCAGGCCUUGAACUUGCAGAGCAUGAAAAAUGGAGCUACAGGGGGUGCUGUGCUUCCCUUAUAUCCCUCAGCUGCCAACCUGAAGACCACCAGUAAUAUCAGUCCCUCUAUUGGCAAAGGAGUGGGGAGUGGUACCCCCAGAGGGACUGGAGUUCUCCCUGAUACCAACAAAGGUGAGAAACUGGUAGCAAGGGGUGCAGUUGUUGCCACCCCUGGAAACAAGAGGGACACAAUGAAAAGCAAUUCCAAACCCACUGGGCAGGAGAGCCACCUGGUCACAGGUGAGACCCGAAAGACAACAGCCCUGUCCGAGAUGAGCACCGGUGAGGAGAGUAGUAGCACUGACUCAGAACGGGACUCUGCCUCUUUCUCAGGCACCACGGGACAAAACCUGUCUGUCUCCAUUCAAACCAGCCAGGACUGGAAGCCAACCCGAAGCCUUAUUGAGCAUGUCUUUGUCACAGAUGUAACUGCAAACCUUAUCACAGUCACUGUGAAAGAGUCCCCGACCAGUGUUGGCUUUUUCAACCUGAGACAUUACUGAAGCUGUCAGCCUGUCUUAUGUACAAUCCAGGUGCCAGGGUCUCUUCUCCUCCAAGUGGACCUCUUAGCCUUUCAUAGUAUCCUCUUUUUGAUUUUUUUUUUUGUCAUGGUAUCUGUUUUUUUAAGUGACCCAUAGCCUGCCCAAAGGAAGACAGAGCUGGGAAGGUAGAGCUGAGAUUUCAGUCUUUGUUACUUCCUUUGAAUUAGUAAACAUAUAGGGGAUUCAAUCAGGCACCACCCUGACCUUUAUUCCAGCCUAUGUGUGUAUAUAAAACAUGGAUGGAUGCAUUAAGGAAAGGGGACCAAAUCUCCAGUUCCUUGUUGUUAUUUAGUAUGACCUAGAUAGACCUAUGUGACAGGUGGGUAGUGCUUGCUUCAGCUUCUGCUGGCUGAUUUAGACACCACCACCCCACCACCCCUUCAUUUAUUCAGUCAGUUGAUGGGAAAGUGGGUUGGGCCAAAUGGCUCUGGAUGAGUGGCUGUCUUAGGAAAGAAACAGGUUCUUAAGAAUGUUUCAUUUUCUCUGUGUUUGUUGUCUGCCCUGCUUCUCUUGCCACCACAUGGCAACAGUGAACUUUAUCCAGUUACCUAAGAGCAAAGGAGGUUAAUUUGUCAUGCAGUCUUCUCCUUGUGUGGGUUAACCAUUCCAGUCCCCAAGAUGGGAACAUCCUUUUAUACGGUCCUUUAUCUCUUGAAGAGACCUCGUGGGACUGCUUGGUGUUGUUUUACAUUGCUUUAUGCUGGUGUCAGUCUAGAAGGUGCGAUAGGUGGGUGAGCGAGCCUAGAGGCCUCAUGUGAUCUCUUUUCUCCUCAAAGUAGCAGUCAAAGUCACAGAGGCAAGUGAGGAAUUUGCUGUGACUAACCUUGCUCCUACGUAUCUGAAAGCUAGGGACCGUGACCCGAGAGUAGAAUGAAGUAUAUUGAAAGGAACGUGGCGGAGUGUCCCUAGGAUAGGGUAUCUCCUUUUCUCUUUCUGUGGCCUCAGCCCCGAGUUAACUGCUACAAUAUCCCCCAUCCCCAAACCAUUUCCUGUUGGUGAACAUUAGCCAAGAAACCUUCAAGAAAGUGCUAGGAGCAAUGAACAUUAAGAGCUCUUGUCCUGUGUAGUUCUAGAUGACACCCUCUGUCUACUCAUUUCACCUUAAAGUUAUUCUUGAGUUUCCUGGGUUAAUGACUGAGUAGAAAGAGGGAAUAGGUUCAUUUCAGUCAACACUUGCACUGAUCCUGGAUCUUAGAUUUAGAAGUAUGUUUAUGAGGAUUUUUUCUCAAUAGGGUACGUGGAUGAACUCCCCCCCCAAAAAAAGUGACCGAUCCUUUUUUUCUUGAUAUGAAAAGGAUGACCCAAAGGGUCCCAGUCACUUGGUCACAUUAAUUGCCCCCAAGAGCCACUAAGAGAAUCUACAACUAAUCAGUUCUGGAAAUGGAUGUUUUGUUGAGAUACAUCCCCGCUGUUGUACAGAUGUGCAGUACUAACAUCCUUUCUGUCCAUGUUUUGGGUGUUGUGGUGUGCUUAUGAGGUGAUAAGCUUGUAAAGGGCCACUGGCUAGGUUAGUGGGAGGUGUUUCAGGUCGUCUGUUAACCUGCCUGUGUGCUCUGGGGUGUUCUGCCCCCUUUACGAAACUGGCAGUAUAAUCCUUUCCCAGAUUGGGAAAUUGGGACCAAACACAAAAGAGGCUUAAUGCUACCACCAUGGCUGGUUCAUCUUCUUUCAAUGUAGAUGUAGGACAAGGGGGUGGUAUAGAUAAGGAUGGGACAUCAUCCUUAAAAAUACUGAACAAAUUUCCAGAAGGUCUAGCUACUGGGCAGUUUCCAGGUGCUCAGCCUUCUGUUCUCUCUUUUUUGUAGAGAAGUGCAAACUCCACAAGCUAUUUAUCCUGUUGAUCCUUGGGGGACUACCAAUUUACGAUAAGUAAGGAUUAAGAUACUGACUUAUUCCUGAAAGAGGCAUGAUAAUACCUUGCUGCUUCCAAAACUAGUCCAUUUCUCAGAUAUAAUGUCUAAGAUUUAAGAAGAGUAGGUUCUUAUUGUAGUAGUUGCCUAACGGCCUGAAAGUAACUCCUUUGGGUCUUUUUGAUACCAAAAAAAAGAAGAAAAAAUAAUCUUUUCCUGCUUGUGUUUUCACUGUUACAAUGUGAAAUCAGCCAAAUGAAACUUUCUUUUGGGAAAAGAAGGGGCCAGUGAUAUUGAGGCUGGGGGGAGUCAGGGGAGUCAGUUCUUCAUCCAGGUUACCUCCUUUAAAUAGCCCAAAGUGGCCUUUAUCCAGGAAUAGUUGGAAUGGCUGCCUAAUCAAGAGAGUGAUUUGUCUGGGGAAGCAUGACCCUCAGCCAGGGACUCCUUCCUUGAUGCUCUUACCCCAUAUGCCAAAUACUUAGAAGUUGGCCUUUAUUGUAUUAGAAUACAUACUUGUGGUGCCUUUUGGGGGGGGGUAACUGGUUUUCAAGUCUGUUGGAAGCAAGGUGGGGCAGGAGAAUGGAAGAGGGACCUCUUUCAAGACCUUUCUUACCUAGCUCUUGAGAAUAGCAUGAAGCUGCCUCAUUUGGUGUUCCUUCCAGUGGAAAAAGAAGUGGUACUUGCUUACCUGGAAUCUGGAGGCUCCCUCCCUAGAGUGCUGAGAUUUCUGAGAGGAGAAGCUUCUCAUUAUUCCAUCUGGGUAUUAUAUGGGAAUAUAUGCACUUUCUACUACUAGAAUGGCUUAAAAGAGAGCCAACUUGCAUGGUCCAGCAUAGCAUGAGAAAGGAGGAAUGGAUCUGGGAGAGUAGUAAAGCUAACUUCAAAUUAGUUUAUGGUUCCUAGGACUGGGUCCUCCUAGUAGUUCUCUGUUCCCAUCACAUCCUCCUAAACAGGCCUCCAAAUACCCUGCAUGUGAUGGCAUUCUUUGGAUGUCACUGCUUGCUUCUGAGUCACCUCUUUAGCAAGCAAACUGCUGGUAGCAGAGCCCCCAGUCCCCUUCCCCUACCCCCAUCCCCAAGACAGGAAGUUAAAGCUUCCAAGUUUCUCAGCCUGUUCCCACCAAGCACUUUCCUGCCUUUCAGUCUAAGUAAAGCAGAGGCUCUGGGCUGACAGUAGGGAGUUCUAAUUGUGAUCGUUAGUAAAUGAGGACUGCAGGUAUUAGAAGCAAGUGUGUUUGUCCCUGGGUGUCUUGUCUGAUUUGGGAAGGCUCUCAUACACAGCAUUAAGACUUUUUUUCCCCAAACUAUGAUGUUGUGCCUUUCUGUUAACUAGCUAUUUCAAAUCCAAAGUUGAAUCAGGAAACACCUUAUUUCUAACCAGUUCUGUUUUUUUCCCCCCUUUUUCUUAAAAUUUCAACCUUACGUGUUUUUGUUUUACUCCCAGUGGCUCAUAUAUGAAAGAGAUGUGUUUGUUCGCACAUUUGAAAGACACUUCUCUAAAUAAUUGUGCAUUUUAUUUUACCUGUGUUGGACAGAUUUUCAGAGCUGGUGUCAUAUGUUUACCAGUAAACAAAACUAGUGUUUAGCAGUGUACCUUCCCCCCCAAAAAAAUUUGCUGCUAUGUUUUUUGUGUGUGCGCACAUGUGUAUAGCUAGGUGUCAAUCAAAACAUCUGAUUUAAGGUUUGUUGCUACUUUUUACUUCUAAGGGUUUCCUAAGCAAAUUAAUGACAGUAUUUGUAUAUUGAAUGGAUAUCUUUAUCCUGUUUUUGCCUCUUAUUUUUUAUUAGACAGGAAGAUUUGGUCAAUUUUGUCAUCUUCCUUAGAGGUUUCGUAUAUAUUUUUAUAUAUAUAUAUAUUUUGUACCAAAAAGAGUGUUCUUUUUUUUGUUACACUCAGAUUCUGAUAGAUAUGAAGGGCUGUGGCCUGAAGGUUUUGUUAAAAGAAAAUUUUGUUUGUAAUGGGGGGUGGGGAAGAACAAAAGAAAGAACUGUUCUUGUAACUGUGCCAGUGAUUGGCUUGAUUUGUGUGUGUGUUUUUUUCUUAAUUUAAAAAAAGAAAAAGCCAAAUCAUUCAUGUAUGCCACUUCUAAUUGCUUUAAACUACAGCUGUUUGCUUUUAGAAAACAGAACAAAAGUGGAUAUGUUAUUACUAUGGAAAAGCUUAAGGUCUUUGUUGAAACAGGACAGCAGCCCAGCCCAAAUAUUAAAUCAAAACCAACUAGUGGGGGAAAUGUGCCUUUCCGUUCCCCCUCCUCCAUACCCCCAAGGAAGCCCAUAGUGGUUUGGGGAAUUUAGGGAGAAAGUUGUAUUCAGAUGCCUAAAUCAUUUUCUUGUUUGCAUCUCAUGGUUGUGUGUGUUUUCUAGUGUUUUGGGAAAACUAACACUAUAGCAUAGAUUACAUAUUUUUUUAGACUGCUCUUAAUUUAUUUUACAGGGAAAGAAAACGCUAGCAAAUGGUGUCAUUUGGUUUUGUACAACUUUUUUAUUAAUAAGUUAGUAUAUCAAUAAAAAUUUAACUUUUCAA